Penicillium argentinense is the source of this 7584-nucleotide messenger RNA. Its product is annotated as tetratricopeptide repeat protein. Bases 1 to 7584 code for a protein of 2527 amino acids. The record is from RefSeq and is a predicted model, not a curated record. NCBI's taxonomy places the organism in Eukaryota, Fungi, Ascomycota, Eurotiomycetes, Eurotiales, Aspergillaceae. The transcript has 3 exons. Gene Ontology annotation, molecular function: protein binding.
AUGUCUUCCAAGCAAAUUGAAGCCGAAGCCCAGCAUCACGACAACAUUGGCGCCCGCGUCGCGAAGAGACUCAGCAAGAGAAUGUCUCGAAGUGGUGGCUCUAAGGAUGCUUCUCACGAAGCAGCCACUGACCAAAGUGGCAUUGGUCAGCAGGCUGUUGACAAGGGAGAACAAGCCAAGGAUGAUGCCACCCAAGGAAACUUGAGCAACAUCAAAGAUACGACCGGAAAAGGAGAAAAUACCACUAACACCGCUGGCGAGGAAGGUACCGCCAGUGCUUUGGGAGGCAAGGGAUUGAAAAGCGACAACGUCCAUAAAGGAAGUAUUGAAAAAGUCGGCCGACGGAUGUUUGGCAGUAUCAGUGUCGGACCGCCGGAGCCCAACGACGAUAUCAAGAAGGGUCCUAUAUUCCCAGGACCCAGCGAUCAGAGACAAGGGGAUAAAACCACUUCAGGAGGCGCUGGAAGCAGCACCAAGGGAGGACUCAGCCAGGACAAACUCAAGACCAGUCAAAGCCAAGGUCAGGGCAAGGGACUCAGUCAAUCUGGCGGAGCUUUGGGAGCCCAGCAAGGCUUGAGUAGCGGCGGAGGAGGAAUGAGCCAAACCGAAAAGACCACCGGUCAGACACAAGAAUCCACUAGCCAGGCCCAGACUGGAGGAAUUAGCCAAAGCCAACAGCAGAACCUCAGCAAAGGCCAGAGCACCCUAGAAGAGGACAACAACAAGCUCAAUCCAACGGAGGCUGGAGGCAUCAGCUCAACCCCACAACUGUCCAAUACCAAAUCUCAAGGCCAGUACAGCAGCGCGAAAGACGAAGUUUCGCAGGUCCGCGGUGCCAACAAGAGCAAAGAGAAGCCUGCUACAAGUCAGGGACUGCUGAGUCAAGCCAGAGACAAAUUCAACCAGACCUGGGGUGGCAGCAGCAGCCAGAAAGACAAACCUACCAGUAAACAAGAAAAUACCAGCAAGAGCCAAGCUGGCCUCGCUGCAGCAGGAGUGGCUGGUGUCGGUGCGGGCGCCGGAAUGGCAGGUGGAACCUUCGGCGGCAACGACGCGAUCAGUGAUGAGCUUCAUACCCAAGCCGAUAUCGGUGACGACGUCUUCAGUGAUGGGGUUGCCGGAAAAACCUCCAAGGGACCGGGCCAAGGUCUUUCCCAAAAGGGCACUGGAGUGUCUUCGGCCUCCCAGCAGUAUCAACAAGGUGGAACCAACCAGUUUGCUGCUGGUCAGGGUAUCAACAAGGGUGUCCUCGGCCAGAGCGCCGCCAAUACCACUUCUUCCGAGCAGGCCAGCAAGGACCUGUCGAACCACGGCGGAAUGGUCAAGGAUGGCAUGGCGGUAAUGUCUGGACCCCAGCCGACUGAUGCUCCCAGCUCAGUUGCUUCAGGUCAGGACCACUUGAAGUCCGGCACUGGUGCAGGUAUGGUAGGUGCUGUCGGUGCUGCUGGCGUUGCAGGUGCAGCAGAUGCAGGGUCGGGUCUUGGUGGCAGUAAAGAUGUCAGCCAGCACGGACUCAAUCAGGGUGCCAUCAGCCCCGGAAAGACCGCCACCACAACUACUACCACUUCCAACGUGGCCGGUGGUACCUCUUCCACUCGCGUUGUGCAGAACCUGAGCGGCAGCAGCUACAAGGUCACCAUCUUGCAAGAGAAGGUCCAGUCGGUGACGCAAAAGUGCAAGACCCAGUUGGGCUUGUCGGCUAGCGAGAUCAGCCAGCGCAGCGCGACAGUCGAUGCGUUCUUUGAUGCUGUGGCUGCAGAGCGUCUGCGCUGGAUGCCUCGCGAUGGAAGCAGACUUGACUGCAGUCUCCGCUGGGCAUCUCGUAUGGCCUACGCAGUAGAUGCUCUGCGCGAGUCCAUCGGAACUUUUGCACCUGGCGCCAACGAGGCAGCUAAGCUGAUCUGGGGAUUCUUGAUUCUGCUUUUGGAGUCUGAUAUCGACAACACCGAUCUGUUCGAAAGCAUCUUUGGCAGAUAUGGUCGCGUUGCCGUUGGACUUCACCUGCUUCUCCAGUAUGAGACUGCGUACAAGUCGUCUCCGGAACUCCAGCCAGAGGCCGCUGCUGUCUUCGCUGACCUGCUAGAGAUGGUCUGCACCACCUCUUCCAGCUGCAUCGAAGGAUUCAAGAGCAAGGAGUCCGAGCAGGUUACUGGUCACAACGUUGACUCGGGCUUCGUGACCUACGCCAGGCGCUAUUCGACCCACUGGAACGCUAUCGUCGAGGCCGCUACUUCCAAGGUGGUUCUGAACAGCUCGCUGAUCUACUCGAGCGCAGAUCUUGGCAGCCUUCGCCAGUUCCUGGGUGUGCAGGACCGUCCUCUGCAGUUUAUUCUGGAUUCUCGUACACACACUCUUGUUGAGGGAUCUUUCGAGUGGUUCAAUAAUACUCUGUAUGACUUUACAGUCGGCAAAUCCCCUGUCAUGCUCAUGACAGGUGGACCGGGUACCGGAAAGAGUGCCAUGUCCCAGUGGACUGUGGAGCGUCUGCAGGAAUCUGCCGAGCAUGAUAACUGGAACGUGAUUCCGUACAAUAUUCGUGCUGAUAUUCCUGUCGCAACACUGCCUUUGCGUAUCCUGAAGGGAGUCCUGCACCAAAUGCUCGACCACUGUGUCAGCGACAGGCGUACCCAGGAAGCCAUCCUGGUUCAAGUUGCCCAUGCUGCUCAGGCUGCCAUGGAUGGUGCCGGCGACCUCGAAGUCGAAGAGAACCUCUGGAAGGGCAUUCGCGCCGGUCUGGCAUCCAACAUCCAGUACAUGUUCGUGAUAGACGGCCUGGACCAAAUCAAGGGUGGCGAUUCCGAUGCUAUUUCUUGUCUCGAGAAGUUCACGGCCAUUCUGUCUGAGCAGAAUGCUGGCUCGAAAAUGAUUGCCUUUACCCGCCCACUGAGCUCGAAGAUGGCCAUCAAGAACAUUGGACAGUACACGAUUCAAAGUUCCCAGACUCGCACCGACUUGUCGAUGUACGUCAACAAGAUGAUCUCUUCUAGCGGGAUCUCUUCUGGCGGCCACUUCGACUACGCGAAGAGCACUCAGCUUGAAAAUGUCGUGGCUGCGAUUGUCAACCGCGCCCAGGGCUCGUUCAGCUGGGCCGAGAUGGCUGUUGCGCUUGCUGGCCAGCAGAGAAGCCUGGGCCAGGCCAUGCAGUCCGUUCAGGGUCUACCACAAUCCAUGCCUGAGCUUCUGGAUCUCCAUAUGAAGAGCCUGGAUCUCAGUCAGGCCGAGACCAAGUCGGUCCUCUCGUGGCUGGCUGCCGCGGAGAGACCCCUUCUGGUAGAGGAGAUCGAGCAGCUCCUGGCUGUCGAUAACCAAAUUCCUGGAUUCACGCCUCGUACUUCACGCAGCAGCGAGACUAGCUGGUCCACGGCUCUCAGCCCUUUGGUGAUGACCCAGAGUGGUGUUGUGUCUUUUGCUCACACUUGUAUCCGCGACCACGUCAUCAAGCAGGCCCGCGCCGCCAGUGCCAAAUCACCGCUGAGCCUCAAGGAAGCCCAUUAUGAUCUUCUGACGAGAUGCCUUGCGUGGGUGCAGCUGAGUAUCCGCGAAGAGGCUGAAAUCUCCAUGGACAAACUGAGUAUGGAAGAGCGCAACCGUCUCUUUGACAAGUAUACUGUUCUCGAGUAUACUGGGCGCUACUGGCUGUCGCAUCUUCUGUCUUCACCUCUCGUGACUGAUGAGGGCGAGUUCCAAUUCAGCACCAGCUUCAAGAAGCUGCUUCCUGUGACCGUUCUCUUUGCUCGUCUCGAGUUGACCUGCAAGGAAUCGCAGUUUACUCGGUCCAGUGUCGUUGAGCUGUAUCGCCUGGCAACCGACAUUCGCCGCUUAAUUCUCGGCGAGAAGUCCAUGGCGCUCUUGCAGAGUCUGCUCCUGAGUGCUCGCGUUUCCAAGCUGGCUCAUGCUAGCCACGCUGAUGAGCACUGCUACGAUGCCUGGAGACUCAGCCAGGAGCUUCUGGGACAGUCCGACAGCAUUACUCUGACAUGUGCUGAGAUGAUGACCCAGUCGUUCACCGAUCGAGGCAGUAUGACUGCCCAGCAGGAGGACAUCAUGAGAUACCUGAUCUUGACCGAUUCAGAAAUCACCGGUGUAGAAUUCAACCAGCGUCUCAAGUACCUCGGUAUGAUCGUCGGCACCUACAAGUCUCGCAGUGACAAUCAGUCUGCUCUUCUCAUCUCGAAGCAAUUCUACCAGCAGAUCCUGCAGAAGUACGGCUCCAACUCGCGACAAUCGUCCGACACUGCCGACUUCCUGACUGAUCAGUUCUCGACUACUGGCAGUGAUGAGAUGAGCCUUGAUAUUGCGCGUACCAAGUAUGAUAAUGUCGUUCGGACAAUGGAAGUCACUGAUGAGCGUCGCAUCAAGUACGCUCUGUAUAUGGCUCAGCUCUAUGAGCAACAUGGUGAAAAGGCCCAGGCUCAGGGCAUACUGUCUAGUCUCUGGGCUGGUCUCAACUCUCGUGAUAUCGACUCUGUUGAUAUGAUGGAUAAGAAGGCCAAUGUUGCUCUUGUCUAUUAUCAAUUCCUGCGCCGCCAGGGCCGCAACGAUGAGGCCGAGGUGAUCAUCCGCGAGCUGGUCGCUGACCUCGAGGUUACCGGCGUUCACUCACAGGAGAUGAUGCAGCGCGUGCAGAUGCUCCGAACUGAGACUCGCGAAAUGCACAUGUACAGCCUGGAUCGUUCGCUGUCUAUCCUUAUGUGGCGCUACUACAAGGAGACCAACCAGGAAUACUCCGCUGAGGCUACUACGUUGGCGAUGUUGCUGGCCGAGGGCAUGGCCAACACCGUCUCCAUUGAAGAAUCUCUGUCCAGCCGUGACCGCAAGCUGAUGGUCGAGCUUCUAGACUCCAUCACUUCGUCAUCUAGCAACAUCAACGUGUCGACCCUGAUCUUGUGUCACAGCCUGUCCAGUAUCUACGUCCGCGAGGAAGAUUGGGCCGCGGCCAGCGAAUGCUCCAAGGCAGUCCUGCAGCACGUCUGGCCUACCGUUGAGCAAACCGGAUCUCACAAGAAGUUCUCAACCGAGCUGGCGCCCCCUGUUGCCGAUCUCGCGCUGGUUCUGGCUUACUGCCACUUCCGCCGACUGCACCUGGAUCAAGCGACCAUCGUCUACGAGAACGCCUUUGGAUCUCUGGUGGCCUCAGAAAGGGUUCCAGUUCCCUCCGUUCUGGCUGUUGCCAAGGCAGUGGUUGAAUUCUAUGAAACCACUUUCCAGUUCACCAAGGCACUCACUUUGCUUCACUCUGUCAGCAACUUCCUGACUUCUCGUCUGGGAGAGACCCACAAGCAUACCAUUGAGAACUUGUAUCUGGAAGCUGCACUAGCCAGUCGUCUGGAGAUGAGCCAUGAAGCCAAGAGCACCUACCAGCGCAUCUACAAGUCGACUCUCCGUGGUAGCACCAUGGCUCCCGAGGGCAUGGAAGCCGCUCUUGCACUUAUCGUCCUGUACGAAAAGGAGCUGCAAUGGGACUCCGCUCUCGAUGUCUACCGCCAUGUCUGGCCUACUCUUGUUGUCCACGAAACGAUGAGUGUCUACGACCGCAUGCAGACUGAGAAGCUCAUCGAAAAGACUUACCUGGGCUACAUGCAUAUUCUGACAACACGCACCAAGAACACUGACUUCUCGGAGCGUUAUAAGGUGGCGUCCGAGUACUUGAUGACCUGCCAGAAUGUGUAUGGAUCCUCGCACCAGAAGACAUUAAGCGCGACCCUGCUGUUCGCCGAGCUGUGCGAGUCCAACCACUCAUACACCGACGAGGCUAUCUCGCUGUACAAGAGGCCCCUGCAAACCAGCGAAUGGGUUCCUACUUCGCAGUCCGCAAAGGGUCUCGACCAGAUGACGCAGCCAUUGCCCAUCACCCUGAAGCACAAGCUGGCUCAGCUGUUUGUUCGCAAGCGUGACUCGACCAGCGAAGCGCGCUCUUUGUAUACCGAAGAGUUCCAGCUGGCAAAGAAGACCCAGGGAUUCUUCUCCACCACCACGCUCUCCUGGCUUCGCGAGCUUGCUCUUGCUCACUCGCGCCAGGGCACUCCGACCUCAGUGCAGCAGGGCAACGCUCUUCUUCACAAUUAUGUGACGGACGUCCUACACGCAGGUGGCGAUUCCGAUAUGAUGGGCGACUGGGCUCGCAAGAUCGCUGCCAUCUACUUGGAGUGUGGCUUCAUCGAUGGCGGCAACAACGUCCUGGAUGAGCUGCGUCACCGCGUGGUCUAUGGAUCUGAUCCAUCCGCCAUUGCCCUGGGUGAUCGCCGCGACGCGGUCUUCGUGGCAGCCUUCGAGGAAGCAUUCGGCCGACGUGCCACCUACAACCAGAUCAUGAGCGAAAUGGCUCGCGAGAUGCAGACCCAGCAGGCUUUCUCCAAGAACCUGUCCGGACAUGACUUUGUGCCUACGCUCAUCUCUGGAGACAGCCUGGCUCGUCUGCAGACCCAGCAGAACCGUACUCGUGCUGCAAAGGACACCAACAGCAAGCUUUACGAGUACUUCUGCAGCACCUUGUCUGCCACCAAUAUUGCCGACAGAGAUAUCGUGAAGCAGUUCUACGGCAUCUGCAUCCGUGAGGUCCACAGCGACGAUUACAAUAUGACCAUCCUCACGACGACCACCAGCUUGGUCCGCGAUCUCUGUAACAACUCUCGCUUCAGAGACGCGAGCGAUGUCACCGGCGUCCUGCACUCGUUCCUGCAUCUGACCGACGGUCUGAGCAACUACGACAGCAUCAUCACAGCCACCCAGCUGUGUCUCUACCUGAGCGGCAACAGCGCCACCAGGUGCCAGAAUGAAAAGAUGUUCAACGAGAUGUCCGUCAAAUCAAAGCUUCUGCUCCAGGAACUCAUGGCAGCAUCCAAGUCGAUCGGCGUCGAGAUCGUCGAUCUCCCAUUCACCCAGCUAAACGACAUCAUCACCCUCCUGGGCGAAUACGAGUUGUUCGACGACCUGGAAGCAAUCCUCACCUCACUAUGGACAUCACGAAUCGUCCAGCGCACCUGGACCCCCGACGUCGUCGUCUGGAUCGGCCGCCGUCUCGUCGAAACUCGCUUCUGCCGCGGUUCCGUCGACUCCGCCAUCCAGCUCUGCCGGGAUAUUUGCUACAACCUGCGCCAGGUCUGGGGUAGCUGCGACCCCGUCACACUAGACAUGACCAAACUCCUUUCAGGUCUCUACACAGCCUCAAACGACCACCAAUCCGCCGCAGCACUACACGAGGGCGUCUUGUAUGAUCUCCUCGGCGACUCCGACGCAAAGAAUCACCCUCGCGCAGCAGACACCGCAACGCAACACAUGGAACUGCUCCGCCGUGCACAGUCCCGCCUUGGUACCGGCAAGUCGUCGCGUGCCUCUGCACACACCGAUCUUGUCGCGCAGGUCACGGACCGCUUUGGACUGCAGUCCGAGCAGAUCCAGGGUGCCGGAGCUGCGCAUGGAGGCGAGACAUUUGGUGUUUGGUCGAAGCCUAGACGGUUCAGUAUUGAUAUUGAGGAUCUUGAGGAUGAGGGGCAGUUGCAUCAGAAUCAUUUGCGGGAGUCCAGUGGUGUUGGUUUGGUUAAUGGGAGUGGACAUGUGAGGAGGAUUUCGGUUCAGGCGUUGUGA